AAUUCUUUUGAAUACCCCAUAACAGCUCCCAGGCAUGGGGGUUGGCGCACUGACGAGCUUCCGGUAAGGUCUGUGGACAGGACCCUCCAUGCACUGAUCUCCUCAGGCAUUUAGCGGGGCACUGUUCAGAUGUAACCAGAUGCAUCCAGCUAUUUCCAUCGUCAUCUAAGAUUCCGGCCAAACCACAGUAGUGCUCUACGACACCACGACACCACCAGACCUGACCAAUCUUACACGAUCUCAUUGAACCUCCAAACUUGCUUUCGUCCUUCUCCCAAAUCUACUGCUUGACUGUGUCACGCUCAAUCAACCUGUUGCAAAACACAUCAUCAUCAUCAUGGCAUCGACAGCAGUAAUAUCUACUGAUGACGCCCUCGAGCCGACGCUCCAAUCGAUCCUCGACCAAAAGACACUGCGCUGGAUCUUCGUCGGUGGCAAGGGUGGCGUAGGAAAGACGACGACCUCGUGCUCCCUCGCUAUCCAGCUUGCGAAAGUGCGACGCUCCGUCCUCCUCAUCUCGACCGACCCCGCGCACAAUCUGUCCGAUGCCUUUUCGCAAAAGUUCGGCAAGGAGGCACGCCUCGUAAACGGCUUCGACAAUUUAAGCGCCAUGGAGAUCGACCCCAAUGGUAGCAUCCAGGACCUUCUGGCGGGACAAGGCGGCGAGGAAGCAACCGAUAUGGGCGGCGGCAUGGGGGGCAUGAUGCAAGACCUGGCAUUCGCGAUCCCGGGCAUCGAUGAGGCCAUGAGCUUCGCCGAGGUGCUCAAGCAAGUCAAGAGCCUGUCGUACGAGACCAUCAUCUUCGAUACGGCCCCCACGGGCCACACGCUUCGCUUCUUGCAGUUCCCCUCUGUGCUCGAGAAGGCCCUGGCCAAGAUCUCGCAGCUUUCGUCGCAGUACGGCCCCUUGCUCAACGGUUUCCUGGGGUCCAACGGCGCGCUGCCCAACGGGCAGAACCUCAACGAGAUGAUGGAGAAGCUCGAGGGGUUGCGUGCGACGAUUAGUGAGGUCAACACGCAGUUUAAGGACGAGAAUCUGACGACGUUCGUGUGCGUGUGCAUUGCUGAGUUCUUGUCGUUGUACGAGACAGAGCGCAUGAUACAGGAGCUGGCUACAUAUGGGAUUGAUACCCACUGCAUCGUCGUCAACCAGCUGCUGUUCCCCAAGCAGGGGAGCCAGUGCGACCAGUGCAACGCGCGACGGAAGAUGCAGAAGAAGUACUUGGACCAGAUCGAGGAGUUGUACGACGAGUUUAACGUCGUCCGGAUGCCGUUGCUGGUGGAUGAAGUCAGAGGCAAGGAGCGGCUGGAGAAGUUUAGUGAUAUGCUGGUGAACCCGUAUGUACCCCCGGAGUAGAAUCGGUGUACACGAAGAAAAGGAAUUUGGCAUGGCCUGGUAGAUGGGACAGACGAUUGGUGUUCCAUCGUCACGCGGGUCUUGCUUAAUGACUGGCCGACUGGCAUGGCUCUCUUGCUUCAAGUUCUCACCCUUUAGGCCAGGGUGUUUUAGUUCCGCACAAGUGAAGAUACUCCAGUACACACAAGCACAUCACAUCGCGGGCUCGCGACUAAUAGAACAAGAAGCCACGUAAAAUUGAUACCCAUUUUCUGGUUCAGAAUGC
This is a messenger RNA of Pseudomassariella vexata, 1622 nucleotides long. RefSeq names its product putative arsenite translocating ATPase. Gene Ontology annotation, molecular function: ATP binding; ATP hydrolysis activity. The coding region runs from base 338 to 1357 and encodes 339 amino acids. The transcript has a single exon. Gene Ontology annotation, biological process: post-translational protein targeting to endoplasmic reticulum membrane. Gene Ontology annotation, cellular component: GET complex. The record is from RefSeq and is a predicted model, not a curated record. NCBI's taxonomy places the organism in Eukaryota, Fungi, Ascomycota, Sordariomycetes, Amphisphaeriales, Pseudomassariaceae.